Molecule: messenger RNA, 1143 nt
Organism: Durotheca rogersii
Lineage: Eukaryota; Fungi; Ascomycota; Sordariomycetes; Xylariales; Xylariaceae
Product: thioredoxin-like protein
Exons: 2
Coding region: 110-982 (290 amino acids)
Biological process (GO): regulation of G protein-coupled receptor signaling pathway
Source: RefSeq, a predicted model, not a curated record
GUCACGCCCCCCAGACGCCUCCUACCCAGUCUACCGCCAUUACCCGGACACAUAACCCGUAGCGUAUAUAUCAACCCUCACCCCCCUCCGCCUCUCACCUCUGUCCACUAUGGCUUCGACUUCUGCUACCACCAACACCAAUCCGACUCCAGCUCAGGAAGAAUUCCAAGACUUUCUCGAGAAGAACACCGACAGCGGACCACGAGUACAUCCCGAGGAUAGAGACGACGCCCACAGGGACGGAGAAGACACCGACGAGGACGAAGAAGACAGAUACCGCAACGCACAGAUAGACGCCGCAAUGCGCGUUCCCAGCUUGGCAGGAGACGUGAAGCUUCCCCCGGUCAGCUUCGACUCGGGCCGCAGCACCGGCGUGAAGGGCGUCAUCGCCGACGCCCGUGCCUACGAGCAAGCUCGCCAGAACAAGUGGCGGAACAGGGUCCACGCCGCUCGCAAAUCCGUGUUCGGCAAGGGCAACGGGCCGAGAUCCUCGGACGCCCAGAGCGGCGAGAGUGAAGGCGACGAUGACGAGGAUGCCUUCCUCCAGCAAUGGAGAGAGUCGCGGAAGCAAGAGCUCGAGAGGGACGCCAAGAACAACGUCCGCAGCCGGAGAACAAGCCCGAGCCUGAGGAUGUUCGGGCGCUUAGACACCGUCGACGCUCUGGGCUACCUGGAUGCCAUUGAGAAGGUCGGGCGGGAGACCGUCGUCGUAGUGUUUGUCUACGAUCACGAGUGCCAGGUGUCCAGUCUCAUCGAAGCCGCCAUGCGGCCGCUGGUGAGGGCCCACCCCGAGGUUCAUUUCGUCAAGGUCCACUACGAAGAUAUCGAGUUCGACAAUGCCGCCGUGCCUACGAUCCUGGCGUACCGUAACCAGGGUGAUCUCUUCGCCAACUUGACGGGGCUCAUCAAUAUGAUUCCCGACGAGGAGGAUUUUGACAGCGACUCGUUGAAGAGGAUCCUACACAAGAGCGACGUCCUAUAGAGACGUCGUGCCGCACUAAAGCAGCGUCUUCCGGUGCUACGGCGCCGAGUACGUGACGAUCCCCUCUAUUAUACAUAUACCCCAUACAUACACUAGUGGAUGGUGCGCCCAGCGAUCGAUAACCGUCGACGCAAUGCGUGGCGCGCUAGGGGAGGGCCACG